Molecule: messenger RNA, 894 nt
Organism: Closterium sp. NIES-65
Lineage: Eukaryota; Viridiplantae; Streptophyta; Zygnematophyceae; Desmidiales; Closteriaceae
Source: the annotation of a GenBank genome assembly
AUGGACGUGGACGUGGACAUGAACGUGGACGUGGACGUGGACGUGGACAUGGACGUGGACGUGGACGUGGACAUGGAGGUGGACGAGGACGUGGACGUGGACGUGGACGAGGACGUGGACAUGGACGUGGACGUGGACGUGGACGUGGACAUGGACGUGGACGUGGACGUGGACGUGGACGUGGACGUGGACGUGAACGUGGAGGUGGACGUGGACGUGGACGUGGACGUGGACGUGGACAUCGACCUGGACGUGGACGUGGACGUGGACGUGAACGUGGAUGUGGACGUGGACGUGGAGAUGGAUGUGGACAUGGACGUGGACGUAGACAUGGACGUGGACAUGGACGUGGACGUGGACAUGGACGUGGACGUGGACGUGGAGGUGGACGUGGACAUGGACGUGGACGUGGACGUGGACAUGGACGUGAACGUGGACAUGGACGUGGACGUGGUCAUGGACGUGGACAUGGACGUGGACGACUUGGACGUGGACAUGGACGUGGACGUGGACGUGGACGUGGAUGUGGACGAGGACGUGGACGUGGACAUGGACGUGGACGUGGACGACAUGGACGUGGACAUGGACGUGGACGUAGACGUGGACGCGGACGUGGACAUGGACAUGGACGUGGACGUGGACAUGGACGUGGAGAUGGAUGUGGACGUGGACGUGGACGUGGUCGUGGACGUGGACGUGGACGUGGACAUGGACGUGGACGAGGAGGACUUGGACGUCGACAUGGACGUGGACGUGGACAUGGACGUGGACGUAGACGUGGACGUGGUCGUGGACGUGGACGUGGACGUGGACGUGGACAUGGACGUGGUCAUGGACGUGGACGUGGACAUGGACGUGGACGUGGACGUGGACGUGGACGUGGAUUGGACGUAG